AUGCGAUCUUCUGUGAGUGUAAUUCUUUCUGCUCCCGCGCCAGACACUAAUAUGUCGCAUCCGGAUUACGAACAAACUUCUCACGAUCAUUGUUCGAUUUUAGUUUUAAUUAAACACAUAGGAGAAGAAUUAAAAGUAAAAUCGUUUGACAAAGUUUUUGAUAAGAUAAGUCAAAUAAAUAGAAUAAAAAUAAUUGAUUCAGCUGGUCUUUCAAGAUACAUUUGGGCCCGUUAUAUUAAAGAUUACCCCGUUGAAAAUAAUGAUUGGGGAGAUUUUCAAACUCAUAGACGACUUUUAGGUUUAAUUACAGUAGGAAAAUGCAAUACUCAAGUUGAACUUAACGAAUUAUGCAGAAUCCAUGAAUCAUUGAAAGUAAAGUAUGUGUCAACAUUAUUCGAUUCCCAAUGUAUUAUAUUUGGUUUGACAGAAAACAAAUGUCCAGUGAAUAGUGAUGUGCCUGAUCCCACACCAUUUACAACACCAUCCAACUUUAAAACAAGAGGUCUUUUUUAUCCUGACAUAGAAAGUUUUGUAAACAUCGAUUCAGAUAUGCACGACUUUUUGUCAUCGUUAUUUUGGGUUUUGGAAUCAAAACGUCAAGAAAGAUCCAGGGAAAAAAUUGAUAAAGUUUCAUUACUCUUGGCACCAUUUGAAAAAAAAGACUUUGUCGGAUUAGAUUUGGAAUCGAAAACAAACAAGAAAAGAUGUGUCGGACGAAUGACAAAACAUUUAGGAGAUUUGUCUCUACAAGUUGGUCUUUUACCUGAAGCACUCGGGUUUUAUCAUUCUGCUGUCGAUAUUUUGAGAGCUGUAAAUGAUUGGCUAUGGUUAGGUGGUGCUUUAGAAGGAUUGUGUGCUGCAUCAGCUUUGGUACUGUAUCCUCAUCUGCACAGAACAUAUUCCCUUAAUAAAAAUUCAUCAUCCCAAGAUGAUCAAUCCAAUAAAUCAAAGUCCAAUGAUGUAGAAGACAAUUCUACGAUUAAUGGAAUCGUUCCUAAUUCGACUGACAUUGUCAACACUGUAACAAACAACCUUCCAGCCUCUGAUAUUCCAAAAUAUUACAGAGAAGCCAUAUUACAUUAUAGUAAAUAUCAAAAUGCCGGAAUCAUAGAAACAGAAUCUUGUUUUAAAGCUGCUAGAAUUUCCAUAGAGCAAGGCAUGAUUUUACUAGCAGCAACAGUAUUGCAAAAUGUAGUUUUUAUAAAUCUUCAAUUGAGCGAACAUGAAAAAAUUCUCAGGUUCACAAUGUUGGCAGAUUUGUACAAGCAAAUUGGAUUUUUGAGAAAAGCAUCGUUUUGCAGUCGAUUGGCUGCGACAAGAUUUGUAUCGGCUCAAAAUCCAACUCCAGAUUGGACUCAGUGUUACAAUUUUAUUCUUCAAGCUUUAUCAGGUCAUAAAAUGACACUUGAUCCCAAUGAAUUUCCCAAAGACGGUCUCCAAGGUUGGUCAUCUUUACAAAUACAAUUAUUGAGAGAAUUGGUUGUAGCAGCUCGAAGAAUGGACCAUCCAGCAUUAGCAACAAGGCACAUGACGUUUCUUCUCCAAACUCUUUGGAAUCAAUUAUCUCCGGCCGAUCAAAGGGAUUUCGCUUUACAAUUACAGCAAUUUGCAUCACAGUGCGAAGGCUCUCCCGUUCCUUUAGUUUUGGAUUCUGGAGUGGUGAUACCUCCAGCCAACUUGAUGAACAUACCCGAGGCUAAGUCGUUUCAAUUAGAGAAUUUAUUACCACAUUUGAGACCUCAAAAAAUAGAAAAGUUGAAAGAGGAUUCCGGACCUUUUCUUUUCACUCCAAUUAAUUUCGGAUCCCUCGACAGAAGAAGUAAUAAAAGCGGCGGGAAAAUUGAGUACGUUUGGGUCGAGGGUGACGUUUGUGAAGUCGUGGUUAAAUUUCAAAAUCCUCUCCCGUUCGAAUUAAAAGUUUCGGAUGUGAGGCUUCUAACGAGCGGCAUCGUUUUCGAAAGUAUUCCUACUUCGAUUUCCAUACUCCCGGAAUCGGGAUUGCAGCAAUGUAUUUUGUCAGGGAUUCCGAAAGAAGUGGGAGAUUUAGAAAUUUUAGGUUAUUCGACGCAUACGUUGGGAGUGAAAUCCAAUUGCCAAUUGAAGCACAUACAAAGCUUUCAGUGCAGUAAAUUCACGGUUGAAGUCAUACCUGCAUUGCCACAGAUAACAGUAGGUACAUCAUUACCCAAGAGUCUUACUUGCACACCCCUGGGAAAUUCGUCCCAUAUUGUCGCAAACGGAAGUCUUACUCUCUACGCCGGAGAAACGUCCGAGUGCACCAUCACCAUAACGAAUAAUAGUCAGUAUCCGGUCGAAUUGUUAGAAAUAACAAUGCAGUCCAUAUUAGAUUUAGAAGUCCAAGCACAAACGUUUCAAUGGAAUAAAGAAAGUCUCAUGUCGGAACUUCCGCUACAGCCUGGAAGCGUGUGUUCAUUCGCCGUAAAUAUUCAUGCGACGGCCGAUUUCCUGUCACCGCCGAUGGACGAUACUUGCGUGCUGUACGGAGGUGCUGGAGAAAGUGGAAGCCAACCAAACAGUCUAUUAGGUUCCGGACCCUUUUCCCUACCGUCUCAUUUAAGUUCUCCUUCGAUGAGUCGAAAGCAACCAUCCUCUCGGAGAACGGAUCAUUCUUCGUCGUUUCGUUCGACGGGAAGUAGUAGCAGUCGAUCUGGGAGUAGUAUGAGAUUACCCCCGUCUCCGAUAUCAAAAGUCGUGUUACCCUAUUCUAACAAGUACACCGAAGGACAAUUGAAAAUUCGUUACUCCGGUGGACCCGGUCUCGAAGCCGGAUAUUGUAGAAUGAGCGUCGUUUCUAUCAAUUUAGAAGUAUUGCCAUCAGUGCAUAUUACCGGUUGGGAUGUCAUACCAGCGGAAACGAGUACGCAGUUUUAUUUAGUUUUGGACAUUGCCAACAUGACGAAUCACGAGCUUGAACUUCAUUACGCUCCGACAAAGUGUAUGCUCAUGGAAGGGAACGAGUCGUGUCGGAUUCCGGUUCCGAUAGAAAGAUGUCCGCUGUCGAAAAUUUCCAAAUUGUACAAAGAAGGCACGAUUUCGUUUCAAGAUCGUUUAGAAUUGGCGAAAAUAUGUAGCGAGCACAUUGCUUCUUUGGCGGACAUUACGUGGAGGUUGCCCGCAUCCGGAACGACCGGAAAAGCUUCCCUCAAAGGCAUUUCUCUCACCACUGAUAUGUUAGAUAUAGUUAGAAUGUCUCCAUUGCAAUGGGACGUGACAUUAAAUUCGCAACAAAUUAAACCGCAGGAAGAUUUGAGUUAUCAGGUCGGUGAAUGCGUGCAGUUGGGAGUCACGAUUCAUAACUUCUUGGAAAAACCGUUGAAAAAAGUCACCCUCGUUUUGCAAUGUUAUCAAGAUUACAAAAAUGGUAACAGCAAUCACAGAUUAGAAACGAGAUUAGCUUAUUCCGGUGCCGAUAAAGUUCUCAUACCGAUGAUCGAACAACGUAACAGCGUUUAUCACGAAUACAAUUUGAUUUUUUUCAACUGCGGUCAAUUCAAAAUAGGAAUGCAAUGCGUAUCCCAAGAGAAUUCUUCAUCUACCUCAAAAUCGGAUAGAGCCAACACGAGUCAUUCUUGGAAAUACAUUCCACCAAUAGAGAUAAACAUAGUCGAAUAG
Messenger RNA from Pediculus humanus corporis (human body louse), 3633 nucleotides. RefSeq lists its product as uncharacterized. The record is from RefSeq and is a predicted model, not a curated record. Gene Ontology annotation, cellular component: trans-Golgi network. The transcript is spliced from 12 exons. NCBI's taxonomy places the organism in Eukaryota, Metazoa, Arthropoda, Insecta, Psocodea, Pediculidae. Bases 1 to 3633 code for a protein of 1210 amino acids.